CCCAGCCACCGUCGCGCAGGCACGGGUCCCUGCAGCCCCCAGCCGAUGGCAGGACAGUAGUCGCCUGUCAGGGGUCGUGAACGACUGAGGCAGACGCAGCAGCUCCCGGGCCUCAGAGAGUGGGUGUCUCCGGAGGCCAUGGGCUACCCUGAAGUAGAGCGCAGGGAACCCCUGCCUGCGGCAGCGCCACGGGAGCGGGGGAACCAGGGCUGCGGCUGUCGCGGGGCCCCUGCCCGGGCGGGCGAAGGGAACAGCUGCCGGCUCUUCCUGGGUUUCUUUGGCCUCUCGCUAGCCCUCCACCUGCUGACGUUGUGCUGCUACCUAGAGUUGCGGUCCGAGUUGCGGCGGGAACGGGGAGCUGAGUCCCGCCUUGGCGGCCCUGGCACCCCUGGCACCUCUGGCACGCUGAGCAGUCUCGGUGGCCUCGACCCUGACGGUCGCAUCACCCGCCACUUUGGGCAGCCGUUACCUCAACAGCAGCCCUUGGAACCGGGAGAAACUACACUCCCCCCUGACUCCCAGGACCGGCACCAGAUGGCCCUGCUGAAUUUCUUCUUCCCUGAUGAAAAGUCAUACUCUGAUGAGGAAAGUAGGCGUGUUCGCCGCAAUAAAAGAAGCAAAAGCAGUGAAGGAGCAGAUGGUAAAACGAAAUCAAAAAAUAAAAAGAAGGGGAAGAAGGCAGGGCCUCCUGGGCCCAAUGGUCCCCCAGGACCUCCAGGACCCCCGGGACCCCAGGGACCCCCAGGGAUUCCAGGGAUUCCAGGAAUUCCAGGAACAACUGUUAUGGGACCACCUGGUCCUCCAGGUCCUCCUGGUCCUCAAGGUCCCCCUGGCCUCCAGGGACCUUCUGGUGCUGCUGACAAAGCUGGAAGUCGAGAAAACCAGCCAGCUGUGGUGCAUCUACAGGGCCAAGGGUCAGCAAUCAAGUCAAGAUGAGAUCUUUCAGGUGGAGUGCUCAAUGACUGGUCUCGCAUCACUAUGAACCCCAAGGUGUUUAAGCUACAUCCCCGCAGCGGGGAGCUGGAGGUACUGGUGGACGGCACCUACUUCAUCUAUAGUCAGGUAGAAGUUUACUACAUCAACUUCACUGACUUUGCCAGCUAUGAGGGUGUGGACGAGAAGCCCCUUCUACAGUGCACCCGCAGCAUCGAAACAGCAAAGACCAACUAUAACACAUGCUAUACUGCAGGUGUCUGCCUCCUCAAGGCCCGGCAGAAGAUCGCCGUGAAAAUGGUGCACGCUGACAUCUCUAUCAAUAUGAGCAAGCACACCACCUUCUUUGGGGCCAUCAGGCUGGGCGAAGCCCCUGCCAUCCUAGAUUUCCCCCCAUUUUGCCCCUGCCCAUGCCCCUGCCCCAGGUUGGGAGCCAGGACUCCCAGAACCUCUAAGUGCUGCUGUGGAGUGAGGUAUUUGGGGCGUUGCAGCCACAGAGAGAAGUGCCCCAGUGCUAUUUAUUCCCCAGUGACUCCAGGAUGACAAGGCCUGCUUGAUUUUCAGAAUGACCUUGAUUUAACGGGACAGUUGAUGGAGCCCCAGGGUUUACAGGAAGCAGAAACCUUCUUUGGCUCAUGUUGACUGGCUUAUGGCAUGAACUCUUCAACACCUAGGUCCUGUUGUCAGAUUUAUCAUUUGUUGCACUAAAAUGCGGAUCCAGGGCAGUGGACCAGAGAAGUGAAGGUGCCACUCCAGCCUCUGUGGGUGACCCCAAGGGUGCUGCUGCUCCUGUCUUGGCUGGGGGUGGGGGUAGUGGUGGCAUUAGGCUAGCCUAAGCAGAGGGCCAGGAGGAAAAUAUAGGGCUUAUGGCAGAGACCAGGGGAAAAAACCUGCCAAGCAAGGUGUCCUUGGCAGUGGAUGCAUUCUUGCUGCUCUGCACUGUGACCUGCAAGAGGGUCAGGGAAGCUCUUCCCACUCAGGCUGAGAGCCCCACGUGGCAGCUUUCUGGGCUCCAGAGACGGGAACUUGGCUCUGCCAGGGAACCAUCACAGGGGGAGCCACUGCCCUGUCUGCAUAAGAACCUGAAUGUGCACAUGGGGGCCACAUGUCUCUCACUUUGUUUACAGCUGUGCUGCAUGCUCAGAAAACUCCUUGGGUCCCUCUCGCAAUUGCACCUGCCCCAACCUGACUAGAAUCCUGUCUUCCUUUCUACACAGAGCCUACCUCUGUCUGAGACAGGUGCCUAACCUGGGACCUGUGCUCAUGUGAGUCUGGGAUAUUCUUUAGCUUACCUGGGCACAAAAAGAAGUUUCCAUUUAUUACGCAAUACAAGUAGUAUUCAUCUAAUUCUAAUCAAACUGUGUCUGGGGGCAAGGGAUUGGGACUGGAUACCUCCAAAAGUACCUUCAAGUUCUAAUAUUUGUGACUCUUUAACAGGCAGCUGCCAUAGUAACCUUCUGAAUUCCCAACCCUAGACUUGCCCUAGGGCAUCAGCAAAGCAGUUUUUCUACCUGGCCUAGAAAGGGCAGAGGUGGGCAUAAGACAGGGGAGCUUUGUCCAAGUUUGCUGCAACCCAAGUGAUCAUUAGGCCAGGCUUUAUCUGAAAGGACAGCAGCCAGUGGCCUACUGACUUGCUCCUUCUUCAGUAAACCACAAUAGAGCUUAGUCACUCCAGAGCCCAUGCUGCUUCACUGAAGCCAGGCUCAGGAAGAAGCCAGUGUUAGGCAUUGAGCAGGGCUCUGCACCCUAGCUCAGGUCCAAAGGCACUUUGCCCAAUCCCAAGCUUCCUGCAGGUCAAAUGCUAGGACCAUUCAAGGGCCUUCUUUCUAGCUGCCUGGAUGCAGUCUGGCUUCUGGGUACUAGGUCCAGGCCAGUGCUGGGGGAUCAGCAUUGUACAGUCUGCUCCUCUUAUUCCUAAAAUGUGUUUCCUUCUGAGGAGAUGGAAAUACAUUCCUUCAGGCAACUGAAAUCCACCAAGAAUAAGAGGUUACUUCUCUCAGAGGUGCCUCCCCUUUGUAAGCAGCCACAGGGCUUGACCCUUCAAGGGUCAGGGCAAGAGGUGGUGGGCCAGGCCUCUAUUGUUCAAUUGCUAAUGACAGUCUGCGCAACUGGAGGUGAGGCAAGCUAUAGGCUCGACUCCUUUAAAGUGCCUUGCACAAUCUGCCAUUAUACUAGGAACUGGCAGAACCACUCAAAGUUUGGAAAGUACUUUCUCUUUUGUUAUUUCCUUUGAAGAAGGCAGAGCAGAGAGAAUAUCUCAGAUGCCAUUGUUUAGAUGAGGCUCAGAGAGGUGAAGUGCUUGACUAAGAUGUCACCCAGUUUAAGUUAGCCAGGUCUGACUCCAGAAUUAUUCCCUUAUACCACAGAACUGUGGGGAUUGGGCUCUAUAGAGAACUAAUAAAGUGAUAAUACAGAGCCAAGAUCCUGAGGGUCCUAAGAAGAAACCCAGAGAUGCCCAUUUCCAUUACUUGAUAGUAAUGCCAGUUCUCUUGGCUGUCAGGGGGCUCUUGUGGCAAAGAGUUGAACGUCUCUUUGGGAAACAGCCAUCAGACUUAGAGGCUGCUCAGAGAAUCUUCUUGGCAUCAUGUCCAAGCAGCAGUCCUUUGGAAACCCCAGAACUGGUAAUGCCUCAUGUUCUUUUCACCCAUCUGACAAAACAAGCAGCCACCAUGUGUGGGAGUCCUACUGUGGGCAAAGUCCUCCUUUUCUUACCCUACACGUGGCUGCCAGGAUCCCACUGACUCCCACAGCUACUAAGUGACUCCUUAUCUCUUCUACCAGAACACAGAGGACCUUGAUACUAUCAGCAUCUCUCAGGGAAGAUUUGAGAGAAGACUGAUUCUAAAGCCAAGUGGGUGUGAGGAGAGAAGAGGAAAAACUUCUUAAUUGUACCCCUAAAGGACAGUCUGACACCCAUCCCAUUUUCCAGACAUGGAAGGGAUUGUAGGGGAAGCCGGAUUCACGCUGGAUACCAACGUUCAUUCUGAACCCUCCCUACAGGGAGAGUGAUGGUAAAGGAAAUAAGAAUAGCUGGGGAACCCUGCUGUGGUGUAGUCAUUGGUGAAGUAGUGAAGCAGUUUACUGAUAGGAGGAUGUGGAUAGAUUUAAGUUUGGAAUAUGAUGAUGGGAGUUACCAGAGGGUUAAGGCUAGCAUGGAGAAUGGGACAAGGACAUUGGUGGGAAAGCAGAUGACAGAAGGUUGCAGGAGAAUUGUUAUGGCAGGAGCCUCUGCCAGCUGAUUGGUUUCAGCAGCCAAGCUGGUACAAAAGGCAGCUGUGGGAGGCUGCUCAGCUACUGGUUCCCUGGAAAAUGUAGCAUUUGCCUUAUUUCCCUCUUCAUCCAUCCUGAGCCAUAAUUUUUUACUUAACAGAAAAGGGUGGGAACCCUGCGGGUGCUCACAUGUGAGGCAUGUGUCUUCUGUAAUUUCUGGUGGAUGCAAAUAGAUUCAGAGAAAUUUAGAACUGAAAAGGUCUUCAGAGGGAAUAUAGCCUGACCUACAUUCCACCCUCUUACUCAGUGGAAACCAAGGCCCAGAGAGAGAAGGUGACCUGCCCAAAGUGGUGAGCAAGCUCCGCCCUCCAGACUCAGCAGAGAAAAGGAAGGAGUAGAGCCGACCCUGCUGCACAGGGCCACCUUCUUUCUUCCACCUACACACUCAAGGCUGGACAUGCUUGGCCCCCUACAGGAGCCUGGCCAGGCAGGGAGAGAGGAGAGGCAGCCUUCACCAGAACUCUGCUCACCCCACCCCACAUUUACCCAGGUCCUGCCUCUGUACUAAAAGGUUCUAAACUGGCCCAAUACCAGGAAGUUCUUAGGCCACCCUAGUGCUGCCUCAGGUCCCAUCCUUGCCUCAGGGCUCCCCUAAGCCUUGCCAGUACAGAGAAAGAACCUGAUUUUUUCUCUUAUAAUCCAUUUCAGGGCUCUCCGGGAGGCGUUAGGGUGUGUCAUUUCUUUAUUAAAAGAGCUCCAGCUGGGAUGGGGGAGGGUGGACAUUGUUGUGAGAAUGGCCUGGAGCAGGCCCAUUGCUGCUUUGGGGGGGUCAGCAUCCAGUGUGAGAUACUUUGUAUAUAAACUAUAUAUAAUGUAUAUAAACUGGGAUGUAAGUUUGUGUAAAUUAAUGGUUUAUUCUUUGCAAAUAAAGCGC
Molecule: messenger RNA, 5077 nt
Organism: Sciurus carolinensis (gray squirrel)
Lineage: Eukaryota; Metazoa; Chordata; Mammalia; Rodentia; Sciuridae
Gene: Eda
Product: ectodysplasin A
Biological process (GO): immune response; animal organ development
Cellular component (GO): membrane
Molecular function (GO): tumor necrosis factor receptor binding; death receptor binding; death receptor agonist activity
Source: RefSeq, a predicted model, not a curated record